CAUCACUCCAUCAGCAAUGGCGACAACCAUCACCAGGCUCUUGCACCACCUAGCGCUGUUCCUCCUCAUUGUCGAGUUCGCCGACGCAGUUCUCAUCCCAAAGACCAAGAACCACGCUGCGUUGAAGCCUCAGGCAUCGAGCACCACCUACAUCGUUCAUGCCAACGACCUCGCCAAGCCGCCCCACUUUCGCUCCCUGGAGGAGUGGUACCGUUCCAUGGUGAUCACCCACGCCUCUUCCACUCGGGCGGCGAGCUCCAGCAGCAUCCUGUACACCUACGACACCGUCAUGCACGGGUUCGCGGUCCAGCUCACUGGCGACGAGGCCCGGCUCAUGUCCAGCGCGCCCGGCGUCAUCGGCGUGUACGAGGACAGGGUGCUCUACCCUCAAACCACGAGGUCGCCGGGGUUCAUGGGUCUCGAACCCGGCAACGGCGCCUGGAAGCAGGCCGACUUCGGUGACGGCGUCAUCAUCGGCUUCGUCGACACCGGCAUAUGGCCCGAGAGCGCGAGCUUCGACGACAGCGGGCUCGGCCCCGUCCGGUCGAGCUGGCGGGGCAAGUGCGUCGACGCCCACGACUUCAACGCUAGCUUGUGCAACAACAAGCUGGUCGGAGCCAAGGCCUUCAUCACUCCUGCUGCGGACGCCGUGGAAGAGAGGAAGAGCCGUGGCGUCUCCUCCCCGAGGGACAAGGAAGGACACGGCACGCACGUGGCCUCGACGGCCGCCGGUGCUGAGGUCCGGAACGCCAGCCUCUACAUGUUCUCCCGGGGGACCGCGCGGGGAAUGGCACCCAAGGCGAGGAUCGCCAUGUACAAGGCAUGCGGCGUGGGAGGCUACUGCAGGAAUGCGGACAUCGUAGCGGCGGUGGACGCUGCGGUGAAGGACGGCGUUGACAUCAUUUCCAUGUCCGUCGGAGGAGCUCGUCCCACAGCCUUCCACGACGACGUCGUCGCGAUCGCCCUCUUCGGUGCGGAGCGCAAAGGCGUCUUCGUCGUCCUCUCUGCUGGCAACAACGGCCCGCAGGCAACUACGGUGAUCAACUCGGCGCCGUGGAUGACCACCGUAGGCGCCGCCACCGUGGACCGGCAGUACCCGGCGCAGCUCACGCUCGGGAACGGCGUCGUGCUCGCCGGUCAGUCCCUUUAUACCAUGCAUGCCAAGGGCACACACAUGAUCCAGUUAGUGUCCACGGACGUCUUCAAUAGGUGGCACAGCUGGACGCCCGACACGGUCAUGGGAAAAAUCAUGGUGUGCAUGCACGAAGCAAGCGACGUGGAUGGCAUCAUCUUGCAGAAUGCUGGUGGAGCAGGGAUAGUUGAUGUGGAUCCUCAGGAGUGGUCUCGAGAUGGUUCCGUGGCAUAUGCCUUCACUCUUCCGGGUCUCACGCUUAGCUACACCGCUGGCGAGAAGCUCAGGGCGUACAUGGCAUCGGUGCCCUAUCCGGUGGCGUCCUUCAGCUUCGCCUGUGAGACGGUCAUUGGCCGCAACAACCGGGCGCCGGUGGUGGCGGGAUUCUCGUCGCGGGGCCCCAACCUUGUCGCACUAGAGCUCCUCAAGCCCGACGUCGUCGCGCCGGGAGUGAACAUUCUUGCGGCCUGGUCGGGCGACGCAUCUGUCUCGGGAUAUUCCGACGACGGCAGGAGAGCCGACUACAACAUCAUCUCCGGAACGUCCAUGUCGUGCCCCCACGUCGCUGGCAUCGCGGCGCUGAUCAAGAAGAAGCACCCAAGCUGGACGCCUGCCAUGGUACGGUCGGCGCUGAUGACGACGGCCCGUACGGUCGACAACCGAGGCGGAUAUAUCCUCGACAACGGUCAUAGCGUCAUCGUGGGCCGCAGAAUCGACAACUUCAGGGUCGCGACGCCGCUGGUGGCCGGGGCCGGGCACGUCCAGCCGGACCUCGCGCUGGACCCGGGCCUCGUCUACGACGCCGGCGAGCACGACUACGUCCACUUCCUGUGCGCCCUGAACUACACCGCUGAGCAGAUGCGGCGGUUCGUUCCGGACUUCGUCAACUGCACAGGAACGCUCGCCGGCGGCCCCGCCAGCCUCAACUACCCGUCGUUCGUCGUGGCCUUCGAGAACUGCACCGACGUACGCACGCUGACGCGGACGCUGACCAAAGUGUCCGAGGAGGCGGAGACGUACAGUGUCACCGUCGUGGCGCCGGAGCACGUGAAGGUGACCGUCACGCCGACGACCUUGGAGUUCAAGGAGCAGAUGGAGACGAGGAGCUACUCGGUGGAGUUCAGAAAUGAAGCCGGAGGGAACCCGGAGGCAGGCGGGUGGGACUUCGGGCAGAUCAGCUGGGAGAACGGGAAGCAUAAAGUCAGGAGCCCGGUGGCGUUCCACUGGAAGAACUGACGACUUAUUACUUAAGUAUUGCACAGAAAUAAGCUAUAUCUUGAGCUAUCAUGGUUAAAGGACUUAUUUCAGAUG
Zea mays is the source of this 2443-nucleotide messenger RNA. RefSeq names its product putative subtilase family protein. NCBI's taxonomy places the organism in Eukaryota, Viridiplantae, Streptophyta, Magnoliopsida, Poales, Poaceae. Gene Ontology annotation, molecular function: serine-type endopeptidase activity. Gene Ontology annotation, biological process: proteolysis. The transcript has a single exon. The record is from RefSeq and is marked provisional. The coding region runs from base 17 to 2368 and encodes 783 amino acids.